Molecule: messenger RNA, 2593 nt
Organism: Sus scrofa (pig)
Lineage: Eukaryota; Metazoa; Chordata; Mammalia; Artiodactyla; Suidae
Gene: KCNG2
Product: potassium voltage-gated channel modifier subfamily G member 2
Biological process (GO): action potential; protein homooligomerization; potassium ion transmembrane transport
Cellular component (GO): membrane; voltage-gated potassium channel complex
Molecular function (GO): voltage-gated potassium channel activity; protein binding
Source: RefSeq, a predicted model, not a curated record
UAUGCGCGGUGGGGCGGAAGAUCUACCCGGGAGGGUCCCGGGGUGCGGGGAUUCUGCAACCGAGGAUCCCGAUGCAAGAGCGGGGGCGGGAGGGUUCUACACCCGUGGGUCCCCAGCAGGAGCAGGGACAGGAGAAUCUACGCCGGAGGGUCCCGAGGCCAGAGAGGAAACUGGGUGCGGGCGCGGCGUGGGGAGAGGUCUACAAUGCAGCCUCUCGGGAUCGUAGCGGGGACCGAGGGUCUACCCCGUAAGGUCCUGAUGCAGGAGAAAGGGCGUGAGGGGCGCAGGGGUCUGUACCCGAGCGUCUGCGGCGGGAGCAGGGAAGGAGGGACGCAGGUACCUGUCCCGAAGAGGCAGUAGCCCUGCGCGCGUAGUCUCUACUCCAGUGCUGGGAGGGGUGGGAGCAAAGGAGAUUCCAGAAGAACAUUUAGGUGCCCCUAUCCCCCACCCCCUCCGCCAUCGGGGGCGGGGCGAGGAUGGGCACCGCCCCUAGCCCCCAGCCAGGCUCCGAGUUCCCUGGGGGACCGGCACCCUGCCGGAGGCGCGCUAGGGUUCCGACUGCUUCGUGCGCUUUCAUGGAGGUCCGAGCGGCGGUGGCCUGGUCCCGGCUGCCGCCCCGUCUGUCCGCGUCGAAUCUGCAGGAGCCCAGGGGUUGGAGAAGCACCAACAGAGGGCUCCUGAGCUGGCACCAGCUGAAAGGGGCCCCUGGGAUGAGCCCCGACGAGGGGAAACCGGCCAAGGGCCCAGCCUCCUGACCCCGGGCCAGCGCAUGGGGCCAUGGCCCUGCUCCCUGGGCACGCGGAGCCCCGGGGUCCCGAGCCCCUGGGUGGCGGCGGGGCCCGCGCCCGGCACGUCAUCAUCAACGUGGGCGGCUGCAGGGUGCGCCUGGCCUGGGCCGCGCUGGCGCGCUGUCCCCUCGCACGCCUCGAGCGCCUGCGGGCCUGCCGCGGCCACGACGAGCUGCUGCGCGUGUGCGACGACUACGACGUGAGCCGCGACGAGUUCUUUUUCGACCGCAGCCCGUGCGCCUUCCGCGCCAUCGUGGCGCUGCUGCGCGCCGGCAAGCUGAGGCUGCUGCGCGGCCCCUGCGCCCUGGCCUUCCGCGACGAGCUGGCCUACUGGGGCAUCGACGAGGCGCACCUGGAGCGCUGCUGUCUGCGCCGCCUGCGCCGCCGCGAGGAGGAAGCGGCCGAGGCGCGUGCGGGGCCUGCGGGGCGCAUGGCGCCUGGGAGCCCGGGCAGCGCCCUAGGGCCCGGCGGGCGGCUGGCGCGCGGCCGGCGGCGCCUUCGCGACGUGGUGGACAACCCGCACUCGGGACCGGCCGGCAAGCUCUUCGCCUGCGUGUCCGUGACCUUCGUGGCCGUCACGGCGGUCGGCCUCUGCCUCAGCACCAUGCCGGACAUCCGUGCGGAGGAGGAGCGGGGCGAGUGCUCCCCCAAGUGCCGCAACCUGUUCGUGCUGGAGACCGUGUGUGUGGCCUGGUUCUCCUUUGAGUUCCUGCUGCGCUCACUGCAGGCGGAGAGCAAGUGCGCCUUCCUGAGGACGCCGCUCAACAUCAUCGACAUCCUGGCCAUUCUGCCCUUCUACGUGUCGCUGCUCGUGGGCCUGGCGGCCCGGCCGGGCGCCGGCGGCAACAAGCUGCUGGAGCGCGCCGGGCUGGUGCUGCGCCUUUUGCGUGCGCUGCGCGUGCUCUACGUGAUGCGCCUGGCGCGCCACUCGCUGGGGCUACGUUCGCUCGGCCUGACCGUGCGCCGCUGCGCGCGCGAGUUCGGGCUGCUGCUGCUCUUCCUCUGCGUGGCCAUGGCGCUCUUUGCGCCGCUGGUGCACCUGGCCGAGCGCGAGCUGGGCGCGCGCCGCGACUUCUCCAGCGUGCCGGCCAGCUACUGGUGGGCGGUAAUCUCCAUGACCACCGUGGGCUACGGCGACAUGGUGCCGCGCAGCCUCCCCGGGCAGGUGGUGGCGCUGAGCAGCAUCCUUAGUGGCAUCCUGCUCAUGGCCUUCCCGGUCACCUCCAUCUUCCACACCUUCUCGCGCUCCUACUCCGAGCUCAAGGAGCAGCAGCAGCGCGCCGCCAGCCCGGAGCCUGCUCUACGUGAGGACAGCACGCGCUCUGCCUCCGCCACUGCCACGGAGGACAGCUCACAGGGCCCAGAUGGCGCUGGCCCAGGCGGGGACUCCGAGGACGGGCCGUGGGCGCAGGCAGGGCCGGCCUGACCAUGGCAGCAGCUCCUCAUAAGCUCCAGAAAUAGAACUGCAGUCCUCGCUUCCCACCACGCAAGGAGGGGACACAGAAGACUUUGGAGGUCCAGCUUCUGUCGCCGCGCAUCUAGUCAGAGUGCAUGUUGUUCAACCCGCGCAGCCCGUAACUCGGCCCAGGGCAGACCCCAGACUGACUGGGGGUCAGAACCACCCUGUGCUUUGAGUAAAGAGUUUAACUCCUAGGAGCAUUACCAGCCUGUGCUCCGCUUUCCUUUUAGGUCUCAUCCGAGUUUUGACUCUCUGGCUAACCAAAAAUAAAUUCAACUAGUCCCAGAAAUUCCAAGCCUGUGGCAAAUGCCAGAGGGCCACACUUGUACCCAGGCCUCACCCUGAC